AUGGAGGGGGUUACGGGGAGGAGGGCAAUUCCUCGAGCAGAACGCAGCAGCGGACUGCUGUUCGACCAUGGAAGGCAAUCAAGAGAGGAAGUGAGGCUGCGAGCCGCCCAGACGUCAAACAGGCCAGGAUUGCUGCGCGAAUUGGAGACGCAGACCUUUGGUAAGGAAGGCAACGCAAUGCCGCCUAGAGAAAUAUUCAUUGGCCGGAGGCAGUCACCAGAAGCCGUGAGAAGAGUGCUAAAGUGA
Messenger RNA from Angiostrongylus costaricensis, 246 nucleotides. Lineage: Eukaryota; Metazoa; Nematoda; Chromadorea; Rhabditida; Metastrongylidae. The record is from the annotation of a GenBank genome assembly.